CAGAGUUCUUCCCUCGCAGUGCACACAGCCAACAUUUCACACACCAGCCUCCUCAUUCCGCAUUUCUCCGGCGCAAUCUGUGAGCUGAGAGAGUCUCAGGAAUUCAUUCCUAGCUCUCCUUCUUGGCCGUUGCUGCUUUCUUUGCAGCGUCGCAGGUCAUUCGGGAAGUAAAUUUGGAAGAUCUUCCCAAAUUCUAUAAUGGGCAAGAAAUCGAAGACCGCUGAGGUGGCUGCCCCCGUCGUGGCUAAAGUAGAGAAAAAAUCAGGGAAGAGGGCUUUGGAAGAGGCCAUAGCUGCCCCCGUGUCUAAGAAAUCAAAGCCCGAGAAAAAGGUCGUACCACCACCCAAGAAGGUGGAGUCUUCAUCAGAGGAGUCCGACUCCGAUGAAGAAGAGGCCCCUAAGCCUGCGGUUAAAGCUGCUCCAAAAGCAGUUGCCAAAGCAGCUCCUGCCAAGAAAGCGCCUGUGGAAAGCAGCAGCGAGGAGGAAUCAUCCGAUGAAGAGGAUGUCAAACCUGUUGUCAAGGCCGCGGCGAAGGCUGUGAAGGCGCCAGCAAAGAAGGAGGAGAGCAGCUCGGAGGAAGAUGACUCGUCUGACGAGGAGAUGGUUCCUGUCCAAGUCGCGCCAGUUAAGAACGGAAAGGUGGCUGCCAAAGCACCUGUUGAAGAAAGCUCAGACGAGGAGGAUAGCGAUGACGACAGCGAUGAGGAAGUGAAGCCUGCAGCGAAGUCUGUUACCCCUGCCAAGAAACCAGCUAAGAAAGAGGAGAGUAGUUCUGAGGAGGAGUCUGAUGAGGAUAGCGAGAUGGAGGAUGUGAAACCGCAAAAGGUUGUUGCAAAGCCUCCAGCGAAGAAGGUAGAAAGUAGCUCUGAGGAAUCUGACGAGGAUGAGGACAGCGAAGACGAAAAGCCCGCUGCCAAGAACGGCACACCUGCUAAAGUAGCGGCGAAGAAGACUGAUGAAUCUUCUUCUGAAGAAGAGGAUAGUGGCGAUGAGAGUGAGGAGGAAGUUAAGCAUCAGAAUGGGAAGGCCGCGAAAAAGCCAGCAGCUAAAGAAGAAAGCUCUGAAGAGGAGGAGUCAGAGGAGGAGAAAGUAGAGGUUAAAACUCCAGCGAAGGCUCCAACUACUCCAUCUGCUGGUGGUAGCAAAACUAUUUUUGUGAAAAAUCUAGCGUGGGGAGUGGUUCAAGACACUUUGUACGAGUUUUUCGCAGAUGCUGGUACUGUGGCCGAUGUCCGAAUUGCUAAGGACGAGGAAGGCAAUUCCAGAGGGUUUGGCCAUGUCGAGUUUGAAACUGCCGAGGCUGCUCAGAAGGCUUUGUCGAAGAGCGGACAAACUGUGGAAGGGAGAGAGAUUUGGUGUGACUUGGCUCGUGAGCGUGGAGCUGCCACACCUGGAGGCGGCAAGGACUGGAGCCAAACGCCAAAUGGAGGAACCCCUGGAGGAAGGACUGGCGGAGACAAGACUGCUUUCGUCCGAGGCUUUGACAAGUUUCAAGAUGAGGACACGAUCCGAAGUAACUUGACGGAAUUUUUCGGUGAAUGCGGCAAUGUAGUGAACGUUCGCAUCCCCACUGACAGGGAGACUGGACAAAUUAAGGGGUUUGCUUAUGUAGAGUUUGGAAGCAAGGAUGAGAUGACCAAAGCGUUUGAACUAGAUGGGUCCGACUUCAAUGGCCGCAGCCUUGUUGUUAACGAGGCCAGCAGCGGUGGUGGUGGUGGUGGUUUUGGAGGUGGUUUCGGUGGUGGUCGGAGUGGCGGACGUGGAGGCGACAGGGGUGGUCGUGGUGGUCGCGGUGGUCGUGGAGGUGACAGAGGAGGAUUUGGGGGUAGAAGUGGAGGCCGAGGUGACAGGGGAGGCCGCAGCGGUGGACGUGGAGGACGCGGGGGUAGAUCAUCUGCCCCCAUGGUUGGCACGGGAAAGAAGAUGACAUUCGAUGAUUAGAGAAGUCUCCUACAGAAGAUUAUGAUCUUCGUUUUCGAUUGAGUUUUGUGUAGUUCCCGGUUCGUUUCAACAGGAAAUACAUAGAGAAAUGUAUCUGCUGGCGGCUUAGAGAGAGCUGAUUUAGGCGUGAGUAAUUUUUUCGUACGUUUUUUAUUUGCUACGGAGCUGGAAAUUCAGGGGUAGUCCUUGGGCCGUGUUGAUCACGCCAUUUAGUAAAGAUGCUGGUGGUGGCUAUAGGUUAGCUCUCGGACAUGAAAAUUACCUUCCCAUACACAGAUCAAAUUGUUGACUACGUUUUUCUUUUCUUGCCUGAAGCUACUCCCCUACUUGUACGUCACGACUAAUUUGCAUUAUGUAAGCCUCAAUUUACGGAUUUUUCACUACUUUAAAUAAAGUAUUCAUUUUGGAAGAUAGAUUUAA
This is a messenger RNA of Physcomitrium patens, 2361 nucleotides long. RefSeq lists its product as uncharacterized. Gene Ontology annotation, molecular function: RNA binding. Lineage: Eukaryota; Viridiplantae; Streptophyta; Bryopsida; Funariales; Funariaceae. The record is from RefSeq and is a predicted model, not a curated record.